This is a messenger RNA of Hemicordylus capensis (graceful crag lizard), 8526 nucleotides long. RefSeq names its product myopalladin (gene MYPN). NCBI's taxonomy places the organism in Eukaryota, Metazoa, Chordata, Lepidosauria, Squamata, Cordylidae. The record is from RefSeq and is a predicted model, not a curated record. The transcript is spliced from 22 exons. The coding region runs from base 405 to 4475 and encodes 1356 amino acids.
UCAGUGGUGACAGGUUGUCCAGCUUCUUACAGCCAUCUUCACUAAAACGAAGGUUAACGCCUUUUCACCCGAUGGACUCCAAGUCAUUUCGGUUACAAAGGACCUGAAGAGUACAAUUACUUCGGUCAUUUUAAUCUUAUACUUAGGAAUCAUUGUCACCGUGAUUGUAUGCCAGGGUUGGAUUUCAACAUCUGGACGAAUUAGAAAAGUAUACAUAUCAGCAAUUCAUUACGACAGCGAUGAAUGUACCACUGAGAGACCUUAAAAGCCAAGCUGAAGACAGAUCAUCCUGGAGAGAAUCUAUCUAGGUGGUUGCUAAGAGUCGACACCGAUUUGACGGCACUUCAUCAACCAAUCAAUCAAUCAUACAUAUCAGAACUGAAAACUUUUAUCAGCAGAAUGGCAUGCAAGACAAUACAUCAGAAUCUUCUACUUCAAUAACUCAACUUCUGAGAGAGAGCUAUUUAGCUGAAAGCAGCCAUCAAGGGAAUAGCGAAAGAAGUAGAUCAGAACCAUCUCCACAUACUUUCCACUGUGGCAAUACUUCUGGGACUUCAGACGAGGUGGCUGGCCAAGAUGACCUUCCAGAUCUUUCUGCCUUUUUGAGCCAGGAAGAGCUGGAUGAAAGUGUGAACCUGGCAAGGCAAGCAAUCAAUCAAGAUCCAUUUGAGAACAAGCCGGAUGAUCAACAGAUACAUGUGUUUUAUCCCUCUGAGUUGAAAAACUCUGGAAAUACACUUUCAACAAAACAACAAUUCCAAUCUACAACUUCACCAGCUUCCGACAGCAGUCUAAAAAAACAGCAAUUUGGUUCAGAGGCUGAAUCCAAAAAGGAAUUCCUCAACAAGGCGGCCGAUUUUAUUGAAGAGCUUUCUUCUCUUUUCAAAGCACACAAUUCAAAAAGAAUCAGACCCAGGACAUGCAAAAACUACAGGAGCAAACUUGAAUCUAAAAAUAAGACUACCCAAGACAGUAGUUUCUCAGAUCUGUCCGAAAACAGAGAAAGGCCUUGUGUUCCAGUACCUCAAGAUUUAGAUAAAGCUGAGCACUCACUUGAAGACCCAGAUAAUCCGGAGCAGGCAGACUUGGAAGCUGUAAACAAAUUAGGAAGUUCAGGGUUAACCACAGAGUCGGCUGCAUCUUGUUAUUCUGAGGAGUCUAUAGUCCAACCACCACAUUUUACUCAAAAACUGAAGAGCAGAGAAGUCCCUGAAGGAACCAAAGUGCAGUUGGACUGCAUUGUGGUAGGAAUUCCAGCACCUGAAGUCAGGUGGUAUUGCGAAGGGAAAGAGCUUGAAAACUCACCGGAUAUUCACAUCAUCCAGUCUGGUGAGCUGCAUUCACUGAUCAUCGUUGAAGCUUUUGAAGAAGACACAGGACGGUACUCCUGUUUUGCUUCCAACAUCUAUGGGACAGACUCGACCUCUGCAGAGAUUUAUGUAGAAGGAGCUUCAUCAUCCGAAUCUGAAAGUGACACCAGUAAAGAAGAAAUGGAUCAGUUCCAAAAACCUACAAAGAUCUCUCCAAAUGUGCCACCUCCUCCUGCCUAUGCCACAACUACCCAACAAGAAGCACCUAAACCACAACCUUCUAUGGCACAUCCUGUAUCAAUACCAGUCCACCAUGUAAGAGAGAUGAAUAUGAGUCAAAGCCCCACUAACUAUUUGCAAGGACUGGAUGGGAGACCCAUAAUAGCUGCUCCAGUGUUUACUAAGAUGCUACAGGAUAUAUCAGCCUCUGAGGGGCAGCUGGUUGUGUUCGAAUGCCGAGUGAAAGGAGCACCUUCUCCAAAAGUUGAGUGGUACAGAGAAGGAACAUUGAUAGAAGAUUCACCAGAUUUCCGAAUACUACAGAAAAAACCUCGCUCUAUGGCUGAGCCAGAGGAGAUUUGCACAUUAGUUAUUGCUGAGGUGUUUUCUGAAGAUUCUGGGAGCUUUACAUGUACCGCAAGUAAUAAAUACGGGACAGUCUCCAGUACAGCUCGUCUAACUGUAAAGGGACCUGAGGACCAGAAUAAUACUGCUGCACUUCAUAAUAUAAGUUCAAUCAGUUUAGUUGCUGCUGAACACCAGCCUUUUGCACCCAUCCCUUCACUUCCAUUAGUGGAUCAAUUGCCAAAACCUAAACUGGAAGGAGUUCUUGUAAACCACAAUGAACCUCGAUCAAGUUCCAAGAUAGGCCUUCGUGUGCACUUCAAGCUGCCGGAAGAUGAUAAAGGAAGUGAAACAUCAUCAGAAGAUGGAGGAGGGUCUGCAAAUCAGAUCAGACCAAACUGCUUCCCAGAUAAGAUCAAUGGACAAAUAUUGAAAACCCAGGAGCCAACCUCACCUUCAAAAGAGCCACCUCCAGUGCUGGCCAAACCAAAACUAGAUCCAACCCAAUUAAAACAGCUACACAACCAAGUCAUGCUCGAACAGCAGCAGAUACAGCAGCCAUCUCCCCCACCUCCACGAGAGCUGCCAUUUAAUACUGGAACACUGAACUCUGCUACUUUGCCCAACCAGCACCAGCAGCAACAACCUUCAUCAACUAUGUACAAGCAGAACAAGGGUUCCCUGACACAGACAUUCACCUACACCCGGCCUAAACAGUUCUUGGCAUCUCAGAACACCACCCCAACAGGCAGCUCCUCUUCCAACUCCCCUAUGCCUUCAUUCAGCAAUGUACCUCAAGGAACCCAGAGAAUACCCAACAAGGAAAACUUCUUAGGAUCUCCUCCACCAGUCCAAACAAGGUCUCCAGGGUUUACAAACCAAACUGAGCAGCCUCUAACAAGUCCUAAAGAACCUGUGUUGCCACCACUACUGCUUUCUGUAUCUAGUAUGAACCAGUUCCAACCCCAAAAUGUGCCUCCUACACCUCUCUCUCCAACUGGCAGGAUCCAGAACCCGGUAGCCUUUCUCAGCGCUGUUCUGCCUUCUCUUCCUUCUACACCCCCAACAAAUGCCAUGGGACUUCCUAAAAGUGCACCAUCUGCAGGAAACCAGGGAGCGACGAAGAAAAACCUUAGACCCUUGCCUUUGGUAACAGAGGAUUCAAUUAGAGAUUACAAAGCUGCUGUUGUAAAAGACCUGGAGAAAAGACUACAUUUACGGGAUGAAGUUUUCCCACAUGGUCAGCAGAGAACAGCAUAUGAUGAAAACCUGGCUCGCAGGCUUCAGGGACCAAGCAAUGAUACCCCACUCUUCAACUUUACAGCUCAGGAUGUAUCCAAGGAAUACAAAAUUUCCAGCUUUGAACAGAGAUUGAUGAAUGAAAUAGAGUUUCGCCUUGAACGUACCCCAGUGGAUGAAUCAGAUGAUGAAAUUGAACAUGAUGAGAUCCCUACAGGCAAAUGCAUUGCCCCAAUUUUUGACAAGAGGCUCAAGCAUUUCCGUGUCCUGGAAGGUUAUCCUGCCACUUUCACUUGCAUAAUUGUUGGAAUCCCUGUACCUAAGGUGUAUUGGUUUAAGGAUGGCAAGCAGAUUUCAAAGAAAAACGAGCAUUACAAGAUGAGCAGAGAGGGUGAUGGGACCUGCUCUUUACAUAUUGAGGCUACUACGAAUGAUGAUGAUGGAAACUAUACAUUUAUGGCUGCGAAUCCACAGGGAAGAAUAAGCUGCUCUGGUCACUUGAUGGUUCAGACUCCUCCAAUGCGUGGUAGAUUAUCCACAGCUAUCCAGUCUCACAGGGGAAGAUCCCGUAUACCAGAAGGAGAUAAGGAACCCGUACAGGAGCGCUUCUUCCGGCCAUAUUUUCUACAGGCACCUGGAGACAUGGUAGCUCAUGAGGGACGGCUUUGCAGACUGGACUGCAAGGUGAGUGGGUUACCACCCCCAGAUCUGAUGUGGCUUCUGAAUGGCAGGCCUGUCUUACCAGACACCACCCACAAGAUGCUUGUCAGAGAGACUGGAGUGCACUCCCUGCUUAUUGAUCCCCUCACACAAAAUGAUGCCGGAAUUUACACUUGCAUAGCAACCAAUAAAACAGGACAAAAUUCAUUUAGCCUGGAGCUCAGUGUUGUAGAAAAGGAAGUUAAAAAGGCUCCAGUGAUACUGGAGAAGCUACAGAAUUGUGGAGUACCAGAGGGACAUCGAGUCCGACUAGAAUGCAGAGUGAUUGGAAUGCCACCCCCAGUCUUUUACUGGAAAAAGGAUAAUGAUACCAUCCCUCCCAACAGAGAAAGAAUGAGUAUGCACCAAGAUGCUACUGGAUAUGUUUGCCUUCUGAUUCAGCCUGCUAAGAAAGUGGAUGCUGGUUGGUAUACCUUGUCUGCAAAAAAUGAAGCCGGUAUUGUCUCCUGUACUGCUAGACUUGACAUAUAUGCCCAGUGGCAUCAACAGAUCCCUCAGCCAAUAAAGAUUCGCCCUGGUGGCACCCGAUAUGCAAAUCUCACAGGGCAAGGACUCGACAUUUUUUCUGCUUUUCCUGCUGUUGAGAAUCCAGUGCGGUUUUCAUCACCAUCCCAGCCUGUGGUAGAAAGUGAAGAACUUUAAAAACCUCCAGUUCCAAUCUUACCUGAAAAAUAAAUGCUAGAACUGUGAAAAAGAAUGGAAGGUACAAGCCGGGAGACUCAAGGUUUACAAGCAACUUGUAUUUGUUUAGUAAGUGUACAGUUGCUGGAAUUCCUGUGAGUAACAUACUGUACAAGACCUUACUGCAGCAUCGCACUACAGGGUCAUUGUGGUAUCGUUUGCAGUGUAAUAAGUUCACUGCUGUGUUAUUUCCCCCGCAAAGCAUUAGAAAGAAAGGAGACCUACUUUUCAGUCCAUACAAAAAAAAGCUGUACUACGUUUUAGUACUGCUUCAUUAAAAAGCUACUGUAACCAAAACAAUCAAUGGCAAGGAUUUUAGAUGUUUAGCUAAGAGCUACCAGCAGAAGUAUGGACACUGUGAUCAUUCUGAAAGAGGGUAAACCCUGUGACUUUGAAUAUAAUCUUGAAAACCUGGCUGGCAGUCACAAAGCACAAGGCAAAUGCACACAAAAAAUGCUGAAAGAUCCGGAAUACACAUGGAGAAAAGAUUUGGCAAACUCAAAACUAGAGCAGCAUAGCAUUUCAAAUAGAAACCACUAUAUACAAUUUAACUUUUUAAAAAUUUGUGUGUGAUUAUAUUCCAUGAAUUGUGUACCCAUGGUGUACUGAAUCAUACUGUAAGACACCAUGCAUGUACGUUGGACAUUAACCUGUGCAAUUAAAGAGCCUAUAUCCUAUGAAACACAUAUAGACCCCACAGCUACCACUGCUAAAUGCAUUUUGAAGUGUGCUUACUUGUUAUUUUUUCCAUUUUAGGAAUACCUUGAUUUGAAGCAAAAAAUAUCUUUCAGGUUAUUUUUGUUCCAUGGGCUUUAAGAAAUUAAUUCCUUUCUCCUUCUGGGGUUUUGAUAUGUGCAUAUGAAAGCACUUCUACAGAUGUGCAUCAGAGGAACUAUAACCUGAUCCAAUCAAACCUAUUUCAAUUUCAUUCUGAAUACCACUCUUUAAAACAGAUAACACUACAUUCAUGGUUUUAGUACAAAUCUUUAGUACUUGGAUAAAAGGCAACAAUAUUUUCUUAACAAGUGGUCAAGGGAAUACAUACAAAAAGCAUGUGAGGAAAAAGGGUCUUUAGCAACACAUCUAAUGAACCAAUUUCAAUGCAUUUCUGUUUUAUUCAGUAUUCUAAACAAAGUCUCAUGUAGGGCUUGAGAUACGUGUUAGCAUUUUGUUCCUGUUUAAACUAUUGGUUAGAUGUGUGAUUCAGAUUUUACUUCCAAGGGAGUAAUCUGCUGCCAACAGGUCUGCCAAAGAUAAUUCAUAAAGCACAUUAAAGAAAUAAUCCUUACUGCUGUAAGUAUUAUUAUCAGUGAACAGUCACUUGGCUUUAUAAUCACCAUGUAAUCCCAAUCCUUCCAAGGAAUGUAAUUAAAUUAUAACCCAAAACUAGGGUCUGAGUAUUCUCUUAUUUUGUGUUAAGUCCCCCUGAGCUCACUAGCAUUAAUGGGUCUGAAGAAGCAAACUUAUGGUAAGUCAGCUGGGGACUUUCUUUGGUUCAGAGGGAAAGAGAGAUACUCUUUUUUUCACAGGACUGAGCUUUUAAAGGUUGGUAUAAUUGAUGGCUCUUGAUAUGGGGAGACAGGAUAAAACACCUGUCAGUUGGAUUCCAUCAUUGCUAGCUAGCACGGGGUCUACUUCUGGUCUCAGCAAGACAAAAAUACACUGAAAAGCAAUAGCAUUUGAGACCCAUCUUGUCUGCUUUGUUAUAAAUGAGGCCAGAAUCUGGAUUACUCUAAUGCACUAUCAUCAUGAGAUCAAGUUCUGUUGCCUAUACUUCAGCAAAAUUCCAGGGGCUUUACAAAAAAUAAACCCUAGGGUUCUACCUUCUAUGGAGAACAGAACUUGGUGGGUUGAAGCUGAAAUAGAAAGUUCUUCCAAGCUUUGAAGGUUCAAAUCUUGCUUAGAAUGUAUAUGUGAAAUUAAUUAUCACUUUGACUGUCCAUAUGAAGAAAGAUUAAGUGCAUCCCUUUAGUAUUAAAUAUAUAUGUUGUUAUUGUAUUGUCCCUAUGAAUACUCUUUUUGUUAAGGCUACUGUUUGAAGAGCCAAGGAAUUCUGUGAUUUAUGUCAGCAGGAAGUUUUUCACUCGGGGCUUUUAAAGUGCUUUAAUUUGCAUCUCCUCUGGAAUGCAGGGUGAGCGUUCACUUAUCAACCAGAUUUACCCCAAAGUCCCUGCGAGCUAUCGGGGAGCAGUUCACACACACUUUGGGUUUUUCACUGUGCAUUAGAAUGUAGCCUAAUUUAUAUCUGGGGUAAAAAAUCCACUAUUUGUGUCUGGUUUUGCGGGAUGACGUCAAGUUCUCAAUAAAGCCUCCCCAUAAACCCACGGUAAAGCCUGCUGUGUGGCAUAAUGUAUGACAAGUAUAUGUUACAAUGAAUGUUCAAAAUGUGAUAAAUGUUGACAUUCAUAAGUAAAUAUUUGAGACAAAUUUUGUGCCUGCCUGAAAAUUCAGAGAGAUAUUGGUAAAUGUUUACUCUUAGCUAAAUGUGAUUGUCAGCAUUUACUUGUAUAUAUCUGAAAAGUAUAGGCAAUAAAUAUCUAUUUAUUAUUUAUUUAUAAUUUUCAGACAUUUAAUAGUCAGCAUAUUCACAUGUGAAUGUCAUUCACCAAGUUUGGACAUUCAGUGUUAAAAUUACUAAUUCAUAUCCAGUUAAUUUAAGUGGGAUUUUGUCAUGACUAACUUUUUUCUGGAUUGUACUCUGUAUGUAUAAAGCAAUCCUGAAUUAUAUGUGAUAUCAAUCAAGCAGAUAAUAUUAUGUGAAAAGACAGUUUUCAUUACAGAUGCUGUCCAGAGCUAUCUUCUUGUACAGCAUUGUUUGCCUUUUAUUUUGUCUUUAUUUCACAAACAGAACUCAGACUGACUUUGCACUAUAUACAAAUCCCUUUGUCUUACACAGCAAAGGCCAUACUUGCAAAAAUUGAAAAGGACAGAAUUUUCAUGUUCAAAAAAUAAAUUACUUACCUUUAUUUAUUAUUUAUUUAUUCGAUUUCUAUACCGCCCUUCCAAAAAUGGCUCAGGGCGGUUCACACAGAGAAAUAAGAAAUAAAUAAAUAAACCUUCAAAGUCAUCACCUAGUAAGGAUGCUAAGUAGAAAGCAAACAAGCAAAUAGUUCCAAAUUCAUUUAUUCAUAAAUUUAUGUAACACUUUCUUCCUUUUGGAGUUUGCGAAAAAGAUACUGGAUAGUAAUGAUGAUACUAAAAAGCAGCAUACUGUGUCUGAGUGAGCAGUAAGGCAGAAAGUUGUUCUUGUGCUUUAAGACUCUUCAAUAUACAGCAACUCAAAUCUAAGAUUUGUACACCUAGAGCUGUACAUAUCAGGUGGUAUAAAAAUAUGAUAGAUAGAUAGACAGAUAGAUAGAUAGAUAGAUUUGCUGUUCCAGAAAAAGGAUGUUGUGUGGCUUUUACUGCUAUAGGACAGCUCAAGACAUAAACAACAGGCAUUGUGGAUUUGCUUCAGAGAUGUAAAUGAAGGCUUUGAAGGUUUGUGAUUCGUUCACACAAAUAUUUGAGAAGUCAAUGCAGACUCAUCUCUCAGUGAUUCUCUUAGAUUCUCUUGACAAAAGAAUUUGAGUCAAAAUGUUGCAAACCUGCUACUUCAGGUGAGAAAAAUAUACAGUAAUGUGUAAUACAAAAAAUGGAAUUUUUAAAAAAGAACUGCACUAAUAAUGCAAAGGAAUGAAACACUAUUCUCUGGAAAAUGAUAUUUCAGACCCACUAUAAACUGUACCUGAGUUAACAUAGCAAGGAAAAGCUAAUUAAACGUUGUUUCUGUUAAUUAAAUGCUGCACAAAUCAAUGGCCUUAUGUUCUACCAAUAUCAAGUUGUUGUUUUUCCUUUAAAUAGGUUUUUAUCCUGAUGAUGUUAUAUCAAAGUGCAUACCUUCAGUAAAAAGUGGGGGCAGAGGGAUGGUGCAAUUUUUAAAGUAUAUUUUAAAUGCAUAUACAGAGAAAUGCCAAACUCUUCAGCAACUGUAUUUUCCCCUCAUCCAUUAAAUAAAUGCUUCAGAGUUGCA